Radiomyces spectabilis is the source of this 588-nucleotide messenger RNA. RefSeq lists its product as uncharacterized. Lineage: Eukaryota; Fungi; Mucoromycota; Mucoromycetes; Mucorales; Radiomycetaceae. The transcript has a single exon. The coding region runs from base 1 to 588 and encodes 195 amino acids. The record is from RefSeq and is a predicted model, not a curated record.
AUGUCUGCUGCGUUGCUUACAUGUUUAGAGUUCGUCGCUGAUGAUUUCUUGCCUGAUAUGGCUGCCAAGUACGAAGGAUUAUGGAAAAGGUGUCUCAAAAGUCACGUUUAUCUUGAGGUUAGGUGGGAAAAUAUUGCUUGCCAUGCGCUUCACGCCAUCUUCCCAUUAAUUUUCGACAACUUUUGGAUUAAGAGGGCCGCCCGUGGCGAAGUUUCCGGCGUUUUAGUUCUACGUGUCGACUGCUCUCCUGUCGGCGUUGCAUUCAUUCGGGAUCUCAUAGUUGCUGCUCAGCAUGCGACCUUCAUCAAGCCUGAUUUGAAGAACUGCUUCAAGGACGAGCUCUUGUAUCUUGAUGAUCUCGCUACUACUAUUUGUGACAAUAGGUGGAUCGGCAGCAUCAAUUGUCGCAUGUACGGAGCAAAAAACUUGCAAGUCGACGAGGUCCGUCUCGCUAAGCUUGCCAGCGCUAUUUUGGCAAUGUUGGAAGCCUUCAAUCCCCAGUCUCCAUUAAUCAAGUCAGGCUCCCUCAAGAGGAUUGCUGAUGACACUCCGAUUACAGGGUGCAUCCUCCCGCGCGUCGCAACCUAA